GGGAAGAGGACCCCUCUUCUCUUCUCUUCCUCUCUUAUGGAUACCUCUCAUGCAAUUUGAGUAGUAGCAUUAGGCACUUUUCACAGCAUUCUCUCGAAAUCUUGACACGUUUCUUGGAAUAAAAAUAUGUAGGACCCAGUUCCUUCAUGUAUAUAUAGCCACAUCCCCUCUUGCCUCUCCCUCCAACUAUCCAUAUUCAGAACUCAAUCCCCUUAAAACAAACAAACCGCAAAAAAAAACUCAUUGAGAGGCUUACAUAUUUUCACCCUCCCAUUUAAACUUUUUCUUUUGUUUUGUUUUUUUUUUUCUUUUCCGUUUUCUUUUUUCCAAAGGAAAAACUUCUUUAUUCAGAAAAGAUUAAUUAUUAGUUUUCUUGCUUGAUAUGUGCAACCCAAAACCAUCUUCUCCAUCCUCAUUCCUUUGUCCCAAGAAAACCUGUUUCUCUAUACCCAACAACAAAAAUAUGGAUCUUUAUGCUCAUGAUGUUGAAGAGGAACUACAUAGAUGGCCUACUCCUUCAGAGGUCUUAGAAGAAAUCAAAGCUAUAGGGAAGAUCUCAGGCCCAACAGCAAUCACGGGUCUCAUUCUGUAUUCAAGGGCCAUGAUCUCUAUGCUUUUUCUUGGUUAUCUCGGUGAACUUGAGCUUGCUGGUGGCUCUCUUUCCAUUGGUUUCGCUAACAUCACUGGUUACUCUGUUAUCUCUGGACUAGCUAUGGGAAUGGAGCCUAUUUGUGGACAAGCUUAUGGUGCUAAACAAAUGAAACUUCUUGGUCUGACCCUUCAAAGAACUGUUCUUCUUCUCCUUUCUACUUCUGUUCCUAUCUCUUUCAUGUGGCUGAACAUGAAAAGAAUCCUUUUAUGGUGCGGUCAAGACCAAGAAAUAUCUUCAACGGCUCAUACUUUCAUUCUUUUUGCCAUUCCUGACCUUUUCUUUCUUUCUCUUCUUCACCCACUUCGGGUCUAUCUUAGGACUCAAAGUAUCACACUACCAUUAACUUAUUGUUCAGCUAUCUCCGUUCUUCUUCAUGUCCCUUUAAAUUUUCUCCUUGUUGUCCAUUUUAAAUUAGGUGUUGCUGGAGUGGCCAUAGCCAUGGUUUGGACUAAUCUUAAUCUCUUCCUUUUUCUCAUUUCCUUUAUCUACUUCUCUGGCAUAUACAAAGAUUCUUGGGUUGCUCCAAGCAUGGAUUGUCUCAGAGGAUGGUCAUCUCUACUUGCUCUAGCUGUUCCAACUUGCGUUUCUGUUUGCCUCGAGUGGUGGUGGUACGAAUUCAUGAUAAUGUUAUGUGGCCUUCUUGUAAAUCCAAAAGCUACCAUAGCUUCAAUGGGUAUACUUAUCCAAACAACUUCUUUAGUCUAUGUAUUCCCAUCCUCGCUGAGCCUCGGUGUCUCCACUAGAGUUGGAAAUGAACUAGGGGCUAACCGGCCAGCGAAAGCCCGAAUAUCCAUGAUUGUUUCACUCUCUUGUGCAGUUGGCUUAGGCCUUUUGGCUAUGCUAUUCACAACAUUAAUGAGACAUCAAUGGGGAAGAUUCUUCACAAAUGAUGUUGAGAUAUUGGAGCUGACUGCAGUAGCAUUGCCAAUUGUUGGAUUGUGUGAGCUGGGAAAUUGCCCACAAACAGCAGGAUGUGGAGUACUUAGAGGAAGUGCUAGACCAACUAUUGGUGCUAAUAUCAACUUAGGAUCGUUUUACUUGGUUGGCAUGCCGGUAGGAAUGUUGAUGGGAUUUGUAGCAAAAAUGGGAUUUGCAGGAUUAUGGCUGGGGUUGCUUGCAGCUCAAGCCUCGUGUGCCAUACUCAUGCUGUAUGUGCUUUGCAGAACAGAUUGGUCGGUUCAAGCAGAGAGAGCAAGAAAGCUUACACAAACUUCUGCAACAAAUAGCGCAUCAAUAUUACCAGUAUCAUCAGCAACAAAACCAGAGGGUAUUACUAAUAAUACUGUGAUGAAGAUCAAGAAUAAGAAGGCUAAUCUUGAAGAGAUUUUGAGCAUUGAUGAUGAGCUUGUGAAGUCAACUUCACUUGAAACAGACCCACUAAUAUCUAAUACAACAUGAAGUGUGCAUUGAAUAUUAACAGUCCAUUUUUGCCCCACUCUUGUGAAUUUUUAUUUAUUGGAGUGUUCCUAUUUUCUUCUA
Ricinus communis (castor bean) is the source of this 2131-nucleotide messenger RNA. Its product is annotated as protein DETOXIFICATION 48. Gene Ontology annotation, molecular function: antiporter activity; xenobiotic transmembrane transporter activity. Gene Ontology annotation, cellular component: membrane. Lineage: Eukaryota; Viridiplantae; Streptophyta; Magnoliopsida; Malpighiales; Euphorbiaceae. Gene Ontology annotation, biological process: xenobiotic detoxification by transmembrane export across the plasma membrane. The coding region runs from base 383 to 2050 and encodes 555 amino acids. The transcript has 2 exons. The record is from RefSeq and is a predicted model, not a curated record.